Molecule: messenger RNA, 3111 nt
Organism: Aspergillus fumigatus Af293
Lineage: Eukaryota; Fungi; Ascomycota; Eurotiomycetes; Eurotiales; Aspergillaceae
Exons: 3
Coding region: 1-3111 (1036 amino acids)
Source: RefSeq, a predicted model, not a curated record
AUGCAGUUUUCGCGCGCAAUUUGUCUGGUCUGCAUAGCGGCCUAUUCCCCAGUAUUGAGUGCUGUUUUAGCAGAAGAUGUGACAGUAACAGAGACAGUGCUUGAAACAGUCACUGUUUCUGAACCUUGGGAGGCAGCAACCAGCCUACCGACGAGUGCUACGGCAUACUCAGCAGUGGCCGAAACAUCAACAUCACCUGCUGAAUUGCGGUUAGACACCCCCACAGUGUUAUUGCCAACGAGCUCCUCGGCAUACUGGUUGAUUCCAGGACCAUCACCGAUCUUAGGCGCAGAGACAAGCACUUCGACUACUAUUACACCACCGGCAUAUACUUUAAGGAAGAGGGCAAAUCCUCCAAAGUCGCCGGCCAUAAUCGCAAGAGCCCCUGCUACAAUCACAGUAACUUCGACAUCAACAGUCACAACCUGUCCUGUGUGUACGAACACACCAACUACUACUUCUACCAACACGCCAACAAUAACACCCCCUGAAACUACACCAACGACAUCCACAAUAACCAGUACUCCUGUCACCACGCCGACAGUAGGACCAGGAUCUACUGUAACUACGACUGUGACUGUGACAACCACUGCUCCAGGCCCUACAGAGACUGACACUGUCACCACGACUGUCGGCUUGCCAGGCACCACGGAGACAGACACCCUCACUAGCACAGUCACUAUUCCGGGAACUACGGGAACAGAUACUGUCACUACAACCAUUGACUUACCUGGUGCCACAGUGACAGCCACUCAGAGUUCAACCUCAACCAUUACUAUCACGGCUACCACAACUCAGUCAGGGACUACCUGCGCUGCAACUCCAGGCGAUGGAAUAACCCAAACCACCACAGUUACUGUUAGUUCUGAAGGUGCAACGACCAUGACAUUGACUCAGACAGUAACUCUACCCGCCACGACGGUGUCCAACGCAGCUACGCUUACAGAAGCUACAUCGGUAGCAAUGUCAGGGUUUACUUUAACAGUCCCUGGUUCAACUGUAACUGAGACGACUACAUCAACCAAGAUCACUACACAAACUGUCACUGUUUCUGGGAGCACAGUAACAGGUAUCACGACAGUGACUAGGACCUCAACAUCAACAGUCACUAGUCCUGGAUCAACCGUUACAGGCACAACCACAUUAACUAAGAUUUCGACCUCGACACUUACAAGUCUAGGAGUGACAGUUACGGAUACAAUGCCUGUAACGGAAGGUUCUAUCCAGACCAUCAGUCAGAUUCUAACGAUGACGGCCAUCAAGACCGAGGUCUUGCCUGGGACAACCGUGGUAGAUUCAAAGACGAUUACCCUACCUGGGACGACAAUAGUCAACUCGAAAGCUGUGACGCUCACGGUCCCAGGAACAACUGUGACUACUAUGAGGACAAUCACUAAAUCUGGGACAACGAUGACUAUCUCGGAGGUAGUCACCCUUCCUGGUUCCACAGUCACGACGAUAGAGACAGUUCCAACUACUCUCUCCGGGUCAAUCAUAGUCACGACAACCACUAAGCCAGGACAGACGAUUACCAUGUCCGGAUCUGUAACCACGUUGCCUGGAUCGACUAUUAUCCAAAGCAGUACUCUUCCUAGCGUGACGACGACGGAUCUGCAGGUCAUUCCCACAACACUGCCUGGAGCAAUGAUUUUGACCACUGUUAUGCGGCCAGCAAGUACCAUGAUCGUAUCAGGAACUAUUACUACUCUACCAGGGUCAACUAUUGUACAAAGCGCAACUCUCCCUGGAUUGCGGUUAGUCGAGACUGUAUCAGUGACUGUCAUCCAGAGUACUACUAUUUUCGAUACAGUAACGUUGACUGGCUUUGAUAAAACUAUAACAACCACAGAACCGGCUGCAUCUACGGCUCAGAGCGGCAACACUGUAACAGUUCCUACAACCACCACAACGUUAUUCAUUUGUCCGACCCUCAGCAUCAAUCCCACUUACACUCCGGUCGCUCCUCUCCCAAGGAACUAUACUUGGGGUUGUCCACCAGGUUAUCUUUGCAAAACCAAACACACAGGUGCCGACGCAGGCUGUAACAUCGAAGCCAGCAUGCCGGCAGAGUCCUAUGUCUGCAGUCCAGACGAGUGUAUCAAGAGCCCGCCAUUCAUCCACGACCAGUACUGGGGCACACCUGUCGAGUCCAACGAGAUCCGUUCAUCCUACAACAUCUCAAAGGACUACUUCAACCUCGACCCUGAGAUCUUCGGUCUGAACUACUCCAUCUUUCGGAUCCCCGACCUCAAACCCGGCGAUGACCAUUACUACAUCCGGUCUUCUCGCCGAACGUGGAGCAAAUUACUUGCCCGGCAGUCAAUUGGAGUAUCCACAGUACCUGGCGCUUGCUAUGACGAAUGUAACGAUGCAGCAUUGGAGGUUGAAUCGACCGGCAAGACACCCGACAUAUGCAACGCUGGGUCGGCUUUCAAUGUCUCCCUGGGCCAAUGCGAGAAGUGCUGUAAUACCCACAAGACAGCUACUUCUGCCAGCUUUGAGCAAAAGGUUCUGCCAAACUUUCAGCAGUUUUUGAACUUUUGUGAGGGGUUGGAGGACUCGGCUACCACUGCAGCUGCGGAUACUGUCGGUUCGACUACUAAGGGUAGUCAGACAUCUACAACGCCAGGAACGACAUCCACGCAGGAAGGCGGUACUAUGUCACAGGCUGAUCCAUUAACAGCGUCGUCUACCUCGAAUUUUACCGGCAAGGCCACCAAGAGUCGUGAUAAAUCAAGCACGGCCGCAUCUGCAACCUCUAUUGAACAAACAAUAAUACCCUCACCAACCCAGCAGACAACCGCACCGCACCCAAUGACGGAAUCGAAGCCUGUAACCGCGAGUGAGAUCAGUACGGAUACUAUCUCCAGUUCAUCAUCAUGCUCAGCGACAGGUACCUCUUCGAGAGAGACUGCACAAAGUUCUUCCGCAAGCGAGAACACUGGUAACAGCGCGGCUACUUCAACAUCUCACAGACCAACGAGUACACAUUCCGGAGCAAGUCCGUCUGCACCUGCAUUACUUUUCACAGGUGCGGCAAGUCUCCAGACAGUGCCAUCUCACUGGGGUAUUUUGGCUUUCAUUUUUGGAGUUGUGGGUUUCCACAUCUGA